AUGGCCACUAACGCAGCGAACGGCAGCGCCUUCACCCCUCCAGGCCAAGACUGGACCGUGCCCCUGUGGCGAGAUGGACAACAAGUGCAAACGACCAACUCCUUCGAUCUCGUAGCGCCAGCGACAGGCAAUGUGCUGUACAAAGCCUCCUCCGCGUCUGUGGAAGACUGCAAUGCCGCUGUCGCAGCCGCCGAGAAAGCUUUCCCAGCAUGGAGCAAGACCAAGCCUGGUGUUCGCCGAGACUUGCUCCUCAAAGCUGCAGACGAGAUGGUUCGCAGGAAAGAUGAGCUCUGGCAUUUUGCCAAUCAAGAAGUAGCCUCGACCGAUAUGUACUUCGCCUUCGACUUUAACGAUGCUCUGGAAUCAUUGAAGAGCUGCGCAGGUCUCAUUGCAGCGGCUUCUGGACAGGGCUUCGUGCCCGACAUGCUGGACGAGAACAGAAGCGCCAUGGUGGUAAAAGAAGCCUACGGAGUGGUCGUGGCAAUCGCCCCAUGGAACUGUCCUUGCAUUCUUGGGCUACGAUCGUUCCUCGGUCCUUUGGCCAUGGGAAACACAGUCGUCGUGAAAGCCAGCGAAAAAGGCCCCGGAUCAAUGUGGGUACUUAUGGACAUCUUCCACAAGGUUGGCCUCCCAGCCGGCUGCCUCAACACCAUCACCCACAGCCGCGAAUCAGGACCCGAAAUCAUUAGCACCCUCGUCGCUCAUCCCACAGUCCGGAAAAUCAACUUCACUGGCAGCACAGCCGUAGGCUCCAUCGUCGCCAGCCUCGCAGGCAAGCACCUCAAACCCACCCUCAUGGAAUUGGGUGGUAAAGCUCCAGCCAUCGUCUGCGAAGACGCUAACCUCCAAACCGCCGCAGUCCAAUGCUGCGUCGGAUCCUUCCUCUACUCUGGCCAAAUCUGCAUGGCCACCGAACGCAUUCUCGUAAAUGCCAAAGUCGCCGAUGAAUUCCGGCAAGUGCUCUCCGCGACGAUUGAUCAAAUCUUUCCCGACCAGAAUGGUCUCGUCCUAGUGGACAAAGCCCCUGUAGCACGCAACGCAGCUCUCCUGUCCGAUGCCAUCGCCAAAGGCGCUAAAGCACUAUACGGCGACGUGAACGACAAACGAGCUCUUGCAACCGCCAUGCGGCCCGUCAUUAUCGAGAAUGUAUCGAAGGAUUCUGAUCUCUACUAUCAGGAAUCUUUCGGACCGACUGUGAGUCUCUUCAUCGUCGAGAACGACGAGGAAGCCAUCCAGAUCGCCAAUGAUACCGAAUACGGACUCGCAUCAGCAGUGUUUACGGAGAACUUGCAGAGAGGUUUGAGAAUUGCGAGGCAGAUUGAGACGGGAGCAGUACAUAUCAAUUCGAUGAGUGUACAUGAUGAGACGAGCUUACCACACGGCGGAGCGAAGAAGUCCGGGUUUGGAAGAUUCAAUGGCGAGGAAGGGCUGAAGGAGUGGGUACGGUUGAAGACAAUCACUUGGGCUAAUUGA
Molecule: messenger RNA, 1473 nt
Organism: Cercospora beticola
Lineage: Eukaryota; Fungi; Ascomycota; Dothideomycetes; Mycosphaerellales; Mycosphaerellaceae
Product: aldehyde dehydrogenase
Biological process (GO): GABA catabolic process
Molecular function (GO): succinate-semialdehyde dehydrogenase (NAD+) activity
Source: RefSeq, a predicted model, not a curated record